Messenger RNA from Seriola dumerili (greater amberjack), 1329 nucleotides. RefSeq names its product CD151 molecule (Raph blood group) (gene cd151). The coding region runs from base 147 to 926 and encodes 259 amino acids. Gene Ontology annotation, cellular component: membrane. The record is from RefSeq and is a predicted model, not a curated record. NCBI's taxonomy places the organism in Eukaryota, Metazoa, Chordata, Actinopteri, Carangiformes, Carangidae. The transcript is spliced from 9 exons.
GAGGCUCGGCUCUGGGUGUCAACUGAGCGUACACUGUUGCAGUUAACCUUCAAAGACAGCAGCACAUUGACACUGGGGUUAGUGGGAGCUUGGAAGACGUUACCCCGAUAAUCUACAUCCUUCAGGGCCCACCACAGACAAUCAGAAUGGAAACACAAGGUGAAAAAACUCACACCUGUGGGACAAUUUGUCUGAAAUAUCUACUUUUUCUCUUCAAUAUUCUUUUCUGGGUGGCUGGAGGAGCCGUGCUGGCAGUGGGAGUGUGGACUCUGGUGGAAAAGAGCGACUACAUCAGUUUACUGAACUCCAACUUUUACUCAGCCUCAGCUUACAUCCUGAUAGCUGCUGGGGCCAUCGUGAUAGUGACCGGGAUAAUCGGAUGCUGUGCCACUCUGAAGGAGAUGAAGAGUCUUUUGAUUAUGUAUUUGGUCUUGUUGCUCUGCAUUUUCCUGCUGGAAAUCAUUGCUGGUGUGCUGGCCUACAUAACCUAUCAAGAGUGUUUCCCUCUCUGCUACCAGCUGGAUGACGAGCUCAGACAGAAUCUGAAGGUGACCAUGCAGCAGAAAUACCAGCAGCCAGGGGAGGAGAGCGUCACGCAGGCUGUGGACAAGCUUCAGCAGGAGUUUAAGUGUUGUGGCAGUAACAACUUCUCAGACUGGACAAACAGCACGUGGAUCCAAGCUGCAGACUAUAAGCGGCUGGUUCCUGAUAGCUGCUGUAAAACUCCCAGUGAACUCUGCGGCGACAGGGACCAUCCCUCCAACAUCUACAAGGUGGAGGGAGGCUGCAUCAUGAAAUUAGAGGAAUUCAUCCUGAGUCAGUUGUAUAUUCUUGGUGCAGUGGGUACUGGGAUUGCAUUUCUCCAGCUUGUGGGGAUGAUGUUUACUUGCUGCCUUUAUCAAAAUUUGAAAGAAGAUCCGUACUGAUGUCUGAUCAAAUAUGACAAAAUGUGUCACAUCAUGAAUUGUAAAAUGUUUGAUUAGAAAUUUGAAUGCCCCAAAAUAUUCACACAGUUCUGGAUGCUGUGAAGUUGUCACUAAAAAAUGAUGACAUGAUGAUUUUCAGAAUAGAAGCACUUCACACUGUAAUGCUGCUGGACAGCACUGUUCUUUUCCUGCUAAUUCUAAUGCAUUUAACGCUAACAAUGUGUGGAUGAAUGUGUUACGAAAGUUUUAUUUUCAUUUCAUUUUAUUUUCAUUUUUAAGUAUUUAAUGUUGCAAACAGUGUUGGCCUUAUUGUUUAUCUAUUCUGUUUCUUUGAGUGUAUUUCACACAGUGUUUACUAAAAGUUAUAAUUUAAAAAUGAACAUAGAAAUCAUUGUUUAUUUGU